Messenger RNA from Pristis pectinata (smalltooth sawfish), 8969 nucleotides. RefSeq names its product phospholipid-transporting ATPase ABCA1-like. Gene Ontology annotation, molecular function: ATP hydrolysis activity; ATP binding; ABC-type transporter activity. The record is from RefSeq and is a predicted model, not a curated record. Gene Ontology annotation, cellular component: membrane; intracellular membrane-bounded organelle. Lineage: Eukaryota; Metazoa; Chordata; Chondrichthyes; Rhinopristiformes; Pristidae. Gene Ontology annotation, biological process: transmembrane transport; lipid transport.
AACACAGAGAGAGAGAGAGAGAGGCACAUGCACAAGGGAGAUCGCACAACCUGCAGUCUUUCGCAUACAUUCACAGGGACCCCUCAUUGGAAAUGAAACAGGACUGAAAACAAACCUGUGGAGAAAGUGAAUGAGCAGCUGGCCUUCUGCUAUACCUGGUGCAACUACUCAGAAGACAUGGCUAACUUCUGGACACAGUUGGGUCUGUUACUGUGGAAGAAUUUCACCUAUAGAAGAAGACAGACAUUUCAGCUGCUGAUUGAGAUAGCGUGGCCUCUUUUUCUGUUCUUCAUAUUGAUCUCCGUACGACUCUCCUAUCCGCCUUACGAGCAACAUGAAUGCCAUUUCCCAAACAAGGCAAUGCCUUCUGCCGGGACUCUGCCAUGGAUACAAGGAAUUAUCUGUAAUGCAAACAACCCCUGCUUUCGCUACCCAACACCUGGUGAAUCCCCUGGAGUUAUUGGAAAUUUUGACAAAUCGAUCCUUUCCCGCCUGUUUCUCGAUGCCAAGAAGAUAAUACUGUACAGCCAGAGGGAUGGCAACAAGGGAGCCUUCCACAAACUGUUUGAAGCUCUGAAAAGAUUCAGCAACUCUUCUCUGGAUCUCAGGCUCCAGGAUUUCUUAAUCGAGAAUGAGACACUGUCGGAAUUUCUGUACCAAAACAUGUCAUUUGAUCGUUCUACGGUGGAUAAGAUUCUGGAUGCUGAUGUAAAUUUUGGAAAGGUCAUUACAGUUGGCCAAGGGUUACAGCUGAAAGACCUUUGCAAUGGCACGAAACUGGAUGACUUUGUUAUCAUUGGAGAUCCCUCUACAGCCACACACACUCAAUCUCUCAUUUGCACACUGUCUGAGGAGGAACUGAGAAAAGUUGAAAGAGCAUUCUUCUCCAACCUGGAUAUCCUAAAGUUAACCAAAAAGGGACUGACCACUAAUCCUCUUGCAACAUUAGAAGUAUCUAAUGCCAUGGACUCAGUACUUCAAAAUCUCAUGAUUCUCACUAAAGAGUUGACUGAGGUUAAGAGUUGGAGCGACAUGAGAAGAGAGGUGAUGCUGCUUACCAAUGACAGCUUGACAGGAUCACCACAGGAGCUGUACCAAGCCGUGUCGAGGAUCGUGUGUGGGCACCCAGAAGGUGGGGGCUUAAAAAUCAAAUCCCUGAAUUGGUACGAGGACAACAAUUACAAAUACCUUUUGGGCAGAAACACCACGGAUGAAGAGUCCUCACAGUAUGACAAUUCAACAACUCCAUACUGCAAUGAUCUGAUGAAGAGUUUGGAAUCCAAUCCCAUCUCAAAAAUGAUCUGGAGGGCAAUGAAACCAUUGUUGGUCGGUAAAGUUCUAUACACUCCCGAUACUCCUAUGACCCGGAAAAUUAUCAAAGAGGUUAACAAGACCUUUCAAGAACUGAGUGUCUUCAGGGAAGCUGGAGCAAUGUGGGAAGAAAUUGGACCAAAGAUCUGGGAAUUUAUGGAAAGAAGCCAGGCAAUGGAUCUGAUCCGAAGUCUACUGAAGAAAGAGGUUAUGGCUGAUUACUUUGACUCAAAGUUGGCUGGAACCUCUUGGACAGUUACUGACCUCUCCAACUUUAUUGCUAAGUACCCAGAAGAGGUUCAACAUCCAAAUAAGUCAAGAUACACCUGGAGGGAGGCUUAUAAUGAGACGGAACAGGCAAUUCACACAAUAUCACUUGCAAUGGAGUGUAUAAAAUGGGACAAACUGGAAGCUGUGUCUACUGAGGAGAAACUAAUAAACAAAUCCAUGGAACUGCUGGAUGAGAGGAAGUUCUGGGCUGGGAUUGUGUUCCUUGGCUCUGACUCCAACAGUACAAAACCAUCAGAACACAUGAAGUACAAAAUCCGGAUGGAUAUAGACAACGUGGAACGAACAAACAAGAUAAUGGAUGGGUACUGGGAUCCAGGUCCACGUGCUGAUCCAUUUGAAGAUCUCCGUUACAUAUGGGGUGGUUUCUCCUACCUGCAGGACAUAGUAGAGCAUGCAAUUAUCCGCACAGUGACCGGGAACAAGGAGGAGACGGGUGUAUACAUUCAGCAAAUGCCAUAUCCCUGCUACGUGGAUGACUUGUUUCUUCGUGUCCUGAGCCAGUCCCUGCCUCUUUUCACCACCCUGGCCUGGAUAUACUCAGUGGCUGUGAUAAUUAAAGGGAUAGUGUAUGAGAAGGAAACACGGCUGAAAGAGACCAUGAGGAUUAUGGGCCUGAGCAGUGGCACCCUGUGGCUUAGCUGGUUCAUCAGCAGUUUGAUCCCUUUGCUCAUCAGUGCUGGCUUGCUGGUAGUGAUUCUAAAGGAAGGGAACAUCUUGCCUUACAGCAACCCCAUUGCCGUCUUCACGUUCCUUGCAGUUUUUGGAGUGGUUACCAUCUUGCAAUGUUUUUUGAUCAGCACAAUGUUCUCAAAGGCUAACUUGGCAGCGGCUUGUGGAGGGAUUAUCUACUUCACCCUCUACCUCCCUUACGUGCUGUGUAUGGCUUGGCAGGAGUACAUUACCUACCCGGUCAAAAUCUUCGCUAGUCUGCUGUCCCCAGUCGCAUUUGGCUUUGGCUUUGACUAUUUCGCCCAGUUUGAGGAGCAGGGAAUUGGGGUCCAGUGGCACAAUCUCUUUGCAAGCCCAUUGAAAGGCAAUGAGUAUAACAUCGCUACAUCCAUCAUCCUCAUGAUAGUCGACACCUUCCUCUAUGCAGUUAUGACCUGGUACAUUGAGGCAGUAUUCCCAGGUCAAUAUGGCAUUCCCAAACCUUGGUACUUUCUUUUCACCAAGUCCUAUUGGUGCGGAGACCCAGUUCAGAACAUUAGACAUUCUCCAUAUGAAAAGAGUAAAGAUUCACGAAUCUGUGUGGAGGAGGAGCCAACUCACCUUCAGCUUGGUGUGUCCAUUCAAAACCUGGUCAAAAUUUACCGAGAUGGCAAGAAACUGGCAGUUGAUGGGCUCACACUGGGCUUCUAUGAAGGGCAGAUUACAUCAUUCCUGGGACAUAAUGGCGCUGGCAAAACUACCACAAUGUCAAUAUUGACAGGAUUGUUCCCACCAACCUCUGGAACGGCCUAUAUACUGGGCAAAGAUAUUCGUACUGACCUGAAUUCCAUCCGGCAAAGUCUGGGGGUGUGCCCGCAGCACAAUGUCCUUUUUGAUCUGCUUACUGUCGAGGAGCACGUUUGGUUUUACGCACGGCUCAAUGGGGCUUCAGUGAAAGAAGUGAAGAGAGAGGUGGAGCAGAUGGUCCUGGAUGUGAAGCUGCCCAACAAACGCAAAGAAACAACUAAUAAGCUUUCAGGUGGGAUGCAGCGCAAACUUUCAGUGGCCCUUGCUUUCGUUGGUGGCUCUAAAGUUGUCAUCCUGGAUGAACCAACUGCGGGAGUUGACCCGUACUCCCGCCGGGGAAUAUGGGAUCUGCUGCUCAAAUAUCGCCAAGGUCGGACUAUUAUCCUCUCCACUCAUCAUAUGGAUGAGGCAGAUAUGCUGGGAGAUCGGAUUGCCAUCAUUUCCAAUGGAAAGCUAUGUUGCUGUGGAUCGUCACUGUACUUGAAGAACCAGCUGGGAACAGGAUACUAUCUCACCCUGGUCAAGAAAGAUUUGGAGCCAUCCCUUAGCUCCUGCAGGAACAGCAGCAGCACCAUGUCCUACCUGAAAAAGGAUGACAGUGUCUCUCAAAGUAGCUCAGAUGCUGGACUUGGCAGUGAUCAAGACAGUGAUACUUUGACAAUAGAUGUUUCAGCCAUCUCCAAUCUGAUCUUAAAGCAUGUGGCAAAGGCUCGCCUAGUUGAAGAUAUUGGGCAUGAACUAACGUAUGUGUUGCCUUAUGAGGCUGCUAAAGAUGGUGCCUUCGUGGAACUUUUCCAUGAGAUGGAUGACAGGCUCACUGACCUGGGAAUUUCCAGUUAUGGAAUUUCUGACACCACCCUGGAAGAAAUAUUCCUUAAGGUUGCAGAAGAUCAUGGAGUGGAUGCUGAAAUCUCAGACGGCACAAUCCCUGCCUGCCGAAACAGGAGAUCGAGGUUUGUUGACAGACAGAGUUGCCUCAGACCAUUUACUGAUGAUGAUGCCACCGAUAUGAAUGACUCAGAUGCUGACCCAGAGUCCCGGGAAACUGACUUCUUGAGUGGGAUGGAUGGGAAAGGUUCGUACUCAGUUAGAGGCUGGAAUCUCAUGAGGCAACAGUUUGUGGCAUUGUUCUGGAAGCGACUGAUUUAUGCCAAGCGUAGCAGAAAAGGAAUCUUUGCUCAGAUUGUGCUUCCCGCUGUCUUUGUGUGCAUUGCACUGGUGUUCAGCCUGAUUGUGCCUCCAUUCGGUAAAUAUCCCAGCCUGGAGCUACACCCCUGGAUGUACGACGAGCAGUACACAUUCAUUAGUAAUGAUGCCCCUGGAGAUGCAAACGCAGCAAAACUGAUGGAUUCUCUUGUUAACGAACCGGGCUUUGGGACACGGUGUAUGAGAGGAGACCCUAUUCCGGAUGCUCCAUGUGAGCCCACAAAUGGGGAAUGGAUUACUCCAUCUGUACCAGAUUCUAUAAUGGACGUCUUUCUCAAAGGGAACUGGACAAUGGAAAACCCUUCACCUUCGUGCCAAUGUAGUGAUAAUGCUGUAAAGAAGAUGCUUCCAGUGUGUCCUCCAGCUGCUGGUGGACUUCCUCCUCCUCAGAUUAAACUGAACUCAACAGACAUCCUUCAGAACCUGUCAGGCAGAAAUGUGUCAGACUACCUUGUGAAAACCUAUGCACAGAUCAUUGGGAGAAGUUUGAAGAACAAGCUCUGGGUGAACGAGUUCAGGUAUGGCGGAUUUUCACUGGGGGGAGAGAGCUCUCCAUUCCUGGCUCCACGGGAGGAGAUCACUCAAGCCAUCCUCCACUUAAAGCAGGCACUUGAGUUGACACAGGGCAGUGCUUCGGACCGAUUUAUGAACCAGCUCCCAAAGUUCAUGUCUGGACUAGACACGAAAGAUAACGUGAAGAUCUGGUUUAACAACAAAGGCUGGCAUGCUGUGGGAGCGUUCCUGAAUGUCAUGAACAAUGCCAUUCUGCGGACUCAUUUACCAGAAGGAGAAGAUCCAAGUGUGUAUGGAAUCACUGCCAUCAAUCACCCACUCAAUCUGACCAAAGAACAGAUCUCUGAGGUGGCCCUAAUGACUACUUCAGUGGACGUUUUAGUUUCCAUCUGCGUGAUCUUCGCCAUGUCCUUUGUCCCAGCGAGUUUUGUGGUUUUCCUGAUCCAGGAGCGAGUCACCAAAGCCAAGCACAUGCAGUUCAUCUGUGGAGUGAAGCCAGCCAUCUACUGGCUGGCUAACUACAUGUGGGAUAUGUGUAACUAUGUUGUUCCUGCCACCCUGGUCAUCGUCAUUUUCAUCUGCUUCCAACAAAAAUCUUAUGUGUCUUCCUCAAAUUUACCCGUGCUUGCUCUGCUUCUCUUCCUGUAUGGGUGGUCCAUCACCCCUUUGAUGUACCCAGCAUCCUUUGUAUUCAGAAUCCCCAGCACUGCCUACGUAAUCUUAACCAGUGUGAAUUUGUUCAUCGGGAUCAAUGGCAGUGUGGCAACCUUUGUCCUUGAGCUGCUUAGCAACAAUAAACUGAACAGCAUUAAUGAAGUUCUGAAAUCUGUGUUCCUGAUCUUCCCUCACUUCUGCCUGGGUCGUGGGUUGAUAGAUAUGGUGAAAAAUCAGGCAAUGGCAGAUGCCUUGGAAAGAUUUGGUGAGAAUCAUUUUGUCUCCCCACUUUCCUGGGAUCUAGUGGGAAGGAACCUAUUCGCCAUGGCUAUAGAGGGAGUGGUUUUCUUUAUCAUCACAGUGCUGAUUCAGUACAGAUUCUUUAUAAAACCAAGACCCUCAUCGGCAAAGCUCCCAGUGCUGACUGAUGAAGAUGAGGAUGUGGCCAAGGAGAGGCAGAGGGUCUUGAGUGGUGGGUGCCAGAAUGACAUUCUGGAACUGAAAAGCCUCACCAAGAUCUACAGAAUGAAGCAGAAGCCUGCUGUUGACCGACUGUGUGUGGGGAUCCCACCUGGAGAGUGCUUUGGACUUCUGGGGGUGAAUGGUGCUGGGAAAUCAACAACCUUCAAGAUGUUGACAGGUGAUAGUUAUGUCACAGGAGGAGAAGCUUUCCUGAAAGGACACAGUAUUCUAUCCAAUAUGCAAGAGGUCCAUCAGAACAUGGGUUACUGCCCUCAGUUUGAUGCCAUCAAUGAACUGCUGACUGGGCGGGAACAUCUGGAGCUUUACGCACUCCUCCGUGGAAUUCCCGAAAAGGAAAUCUGCAAGAUUGCUGAGUGGGGGAUCCGAAAGUUGGGAAUUAUUCGAUAUGCAGACAGAAGGGCCGGUAACUACAGUGGAGGGAACCGGCGCAAACUUUCCACUGCCAUGGCCCUGAUUGGGGGUCCUCCGGUUUUAUUUCUGGAUGAACCCACAACAGGGAUGGAUCCAAAGGCACGGAGAUUCCUGUGGAACACUAUCCUCAAUAUCAUUAAAGGAGGCCGCUCAGUGGUUUUGACAUCACAUAGUAUGGAGGAGUGUGAGGCUCUGUGCACACGAAUGGCAAUAAUGGUUAAUGGUAAAUUCCGAUAUGGCAGUGUACAGCACCUCAAGAACAGGUUUGGUGAUGGAUACACGAUAAUCGUGCGGAUAGCUGGUCCAAACCCAGACCUGACUCCGGUGGUGCAAUUCUUUAAGCGGGCUUUCCCUGGUAGCAUUCUCAAGGAGAAACACCGUUGCAUGCUCCAAUACCAGUUGCCUUCAUACCAGUCCUCCUUAUCGAGGAUCUUCAGUAUUCUCUCCAGCAACAAGGAGAAGCUUCACAUUGAGGACUACUCCGUCUCACAAACCACAUUAGACCAAGUAUUUGUAAACUUUGCCAAGGACCAAAGCAACGAUGACCUCUUAAAGGACACGUCCAUUCACAGAAGUGACACCGUCCUGAAUGUUGCACUCCUGAAUACAUUUUUACAUGACGACAAUGUGAAGGAAAGCUAUGUGUGAACUGAUAAACUGAAUGUCAGACCUGGACAGAAACUUUUCUUCCCUUCAGAAUCUGAAGUUUUGUUUUGAAAGAAAGGAGGAAGAAUAAAACUGGACGCUCUACUGAUGCCAUUCAAUGCAAUUCAAUGCAACAAUUCCACUAUUUUGUGACAGGGCGGUGUCUCUGUUUGUUGUUGAUCAGUACUGAGGUUAAGUUUAAAACUUGAAUAUAGUUUGUAUUACAAUAUGACCUUGUGAAACUCUAGUAUUAUAUUCAAUUCCAGUUUAACAAUAACAAUGCGACAAUCCUACAGUUACUGACUCAUCACAGCCAGUAACUGAGUUAGUGAAUCAAUAACUCAUCCAAACACACAUGCACACAGACCUCUCCACAUAGAUGAUAAAAUAUUUACCAGAUUCUGAAGCUUUCAGAAUUCAUAACCAAAGCUGGCCUCAAUUCCUUUAAUAAUUACUCUGUGAGACUACUUUUUAAAUAUAAACAAAAAUGUUAAUAAAGUAUUUAUUUACCGACUACAGGUAUAACUAGUUAAAACAGAAGUGUUUACAUUGCAUCCUAUCAGGAAUAAAUUUGUACACUUCCAUGGGCACUAGAGUUUUCUAAUGGUCAUCUUUAAAAAUACUUCAGUUGUUUCAUUCCAAGCACUUUAUACAGAAUGUUCUGGAACAUGUUGUUUAGUUUUUGUUUGCACUGUAAAAUCAAUUUAGCCUUUAUAAAUGCAAACAAAGAAAAAGAAAUAGCAAUGCUUGGAGAUGAUAAAGUCUUGAUGUUUAUAACUUAAAAGUCAUUUUUCAUAUCAAAAUGUUACAGUACCAAACGAAUAACUUGUUUGUCAGAAAAUUUUAAUGUCUAAAUGUAUUUGUAUGUUUUUUUCUGUUUCCUGUACAUUAAGUUAGAAAAUAAAAUUGUAAUAACAUUGAUAUCAUUUAGUCAUUCAUAAGAAGUAGAAGCAGGAGUAGGCCAUUUGGUCCCUUAUGCCUGUCCACCAUCCAGUAAGAUCAUGUCUAAUCUUUUACCUCAGCACCACUUCCCUGCACUGGCCUCAAGUGGAUGGAACAAGUCCAUCAUCAGCCUAUUUUAUAUUCAAGCUCAAUCCCUUCCUUCUCCAGGAGCACACCGGUUUCCUGAACUCAUUGAUAGAGCUGACUUCAUUAUUUCAUCCGGUCUGAGGUCUGGAAGUGAUGGGCUGGCAGCAGUGUUAGGGAUUUGGUUUGGGGGUAAAUUCAUCUGUUGGAAACACAGGAAGUCUUCCUGAACCAGAUGCAAAGGAAAAGGCCAGAGUCAGACAAUGUUGCGGAGGUAGGGAGGGGUGGUUUUAUGUUCUAAAGGCUUUAUACACAGCUUAAUGUUUCUAAGGUCAGCACAGGCUCACAGUCAGUACUAAGUUGAUGCUUGUUAUUGACUAAUAUUUCACUAAAUCUAAUUCCUUAAGUGAAAACCGUUAAUCAGGGAUGGAGCUUUUGCAUUUCACUGUGUGUUUCGAUGUACAUGUGACUAAUAAAGAAAUCUUAUCUAGCUUUUGUGAGGUAGGUUAAUUAUCUUGCUGUAGAGAACAGAUUAUGUAUCUCACCCACUUUGGCCCUAUGAUGGCUACUUUUUCCUUCUCAAUAGCCCCUAGACAUUAUGAACGGUGGUGCUGGAUGAUUCUGCAAGCUAACCUACUGGCUUUGGCAGUCAGCCUUGAUACCGGAGGGACUUGACCACAGAGUCUGGCCAGACAGUCUCAAGUGGUACUCUAGUACUAGUGAUCCUAUUUUCUAGGUGUGUAAGAUGUUUUAGCAAAGCCCUAUGCAUCCCCUUAGUUGAUUCCCUGUAGGGAAUUCCCUAUAGGGAGUAAGGGGUCAUCCCCAAGUGUCACUGCCAAUAUUUAUCCCUUCAGUCAUUGUCACUAAAACAGAAUAUCUGAGCAUUGUUCCUUUUCAUUCAGGUGUAUCUACAGGCAUGUCUUACCUUUCUGUUUGCUACCAAAUUCAAUAGUGAGUCAAGGGUUUGCCCCUCU